AUCCCACAACCAACGCUCUUGUGACGAGGAAAUAAGCGAACUCAGUGUUCUUUCCCUCCGGUUAAGACAGAAAAGGCCUUACAAAACGUAUUUCUUUCAAACAGAGACUGCUGUCUCGGUUUUAAAAUAGCAUGGCGUAUUGAACAGCUAGCGGGUGUAACAGAAUGGGGGACACCCACACGACCCCGUAUAUGCUGUUAACCUCCGAUGAACACAGGAGGGCGCUGAACACAGUUUAUUUUAUUCGACGGUACACAUUCCGAAGCACAGGGGGCGAUAACGCACGAUGAGCUGGUGUUGGCAACCAUCGCUAAUAAUCCAACGAAGAAGAAGGAGACUUUGCAGCAGACACCCCACUACGAGACCAAAAUAGACAGUAGAGGGCUGAGCAGCUGGCACAAACCAGAAAUGGCUUCCACCGGAGUUCUUCCCUUCAUCAGGGGGGUAGACCUCAGUGGUAACGACUUCAAAGGCGGCUACUUCCCAGAGCAUGUCAAGUGUAUGAGCAGUCUGCGAUGGCUGAAGCUGAACCGGACCGGGCUGUGUUACCUCCCGGAGGAGCUGGCCUCUCUGCAGAAGCUGGAGCAUCUUUCAGUGAGUCACAACAGCCUGACCACUUUGCAUGGAGAACUGUCCAGCCUACCAAACCUUCGGGCGGUCGUAGCCAGAGCUAACAACCUGAAAAACUCCGGUGUGCCUGAUGACAUCUUUCAGCUGGAUGACCUCUCUGUGCUGGAUCUGAGUUACAAUCAGUUGACAGAGAUCCCCAGAGACCUUGAGAACAGCAGGAACAUGCUGGUGCUGAAUCUGAGUCACAACAACAUCGACUCCAUCCCCAACCAGCUGUUUAUCAACCUGACCGACCUGCUGUAUCUGGACUUGAGCGACAACAAGCUGGACAGCCUGCCCCCGCAGAUGAGACGCCUGGUUCAUCUGCAGACACUCACACUGAACAACAACCCCUUGAUGCAUGCGCAAUUGCGCCAGCUGCCAGCCAUGGUAGCAUUACAGACUCUCCACCUGAGGAACACACAGAGGACCCAGAGCAACAUGCCAACCAGUCUAGAGGCUCUGACACAUCUAGCAGAUGUUGACCUGUCAUGUAACGACCUGACUCGGUUGCCGGAGUGCCUCUAUUCAUUGAGCAGUUUGAAGAGACUCAACCUGAGCAGCAAUCAAAUCUCAGAAUUGUCCCUCUGCAUCGACCAGUGGACUCAACUGGAGACUCUUAACCUGAGCCGCAACCAGCUCACCUCCCUCCCUUCUGCAAUAUGUAAGCUGGCCAAACUGAAGAAGCUGUACAUAAACUCCAACAAACUGGACUUUGAUGGAGUUCCGCCAGGCGUUGGCAAACUGUCCAGUCUCACCGAGUUCAUGGCCGCCAACAACAACCUGGAACUAAUCCCAGAGGGACUCUGCAGGUGCGGCAAGCUGAAGAAGCUGGUGCUGAAUAAAAACCGCCUGGUCACGCUGCCUGAGGCCAUCCACUUCCUGACUGAUUUGGAGAUUCUGGAUGUGCGGGAGAACCCGAACCUGGUGAUGCCCCCUAAACCAGUGGACAGGGCAGCCGAGUGGUACAACAUUGACUUCUCCCUGCAGAACCAGCUGCGGCUUGCUGGAGCCUCACCUGCUACUGUAGCAGCUGCUGGAGGAGGAGCCAGCCCACGAGAUCCCCAGGCGAGGAAGAUGAGACUGAGGAGGAGGAAGGACAGUUCUCAGGACGACCAGGCGAAGCAGGUGCUGAAGGGCAUGAGUGACGUUGCACAGGGCAAGAACAUGGAGCAGGAGAGCGAGGAUUCGAAAUAUGGAGAUUUAAAGGUCCGGCGCUGGGACAAGAGCCUAGAGAAACCUCAACUGGACUACUCUGAGUUCUAUAUGGAGGAUGUGGGGCAGGUUCCAGGUGUAACAGUGUGGCAGAUAGAGAACUUUGUUCCGAUGCAAGUGGACGACGCUUUCCAGGGCAAGUUCUAUGAGGCCGAUUGCUACAUCAUCCUCAAGACUUUCCUGGAUGACAACGGCGCGUUGAACUGGGAUAUCUAUUACUGGAUCGGCCAGGAAGCCACGCUCGACAAGAAAGCGGGCUCUGCCAUCCACGCCGUCAACCUCCGAAACUUCCUAGGAGCGGAAUGCCGGACGAUACGGGAGGAGAUGGGAGACGAGAGCGAGGAGUUCAGUGCUGUGUUCAACAAUGAGAUCUCCUACAUCGAGGGAGGAACAGCCAGCGGGUUCUACACCGUGGAGGAUACAAACUAUUCUGUCAGGUUGUACAGAGUUUACGGCAAGAAAAACAUCCGACUGGAGUCGGUCCCAGUGAAGGCCUCCUCCCUCGACCCGCGGUAUGUCUUCCUGUCGGACACGGGGCUGGACAUCUUUAUCUGGAGAGGAGCCAACGCCACUCUGAGCAGCACCACUAAGGCCAGGUUAUUUGCAGAAAAGAUCAAUAAGAAUGAGCGUAAGGGAAAGGCGGAGAUCACCACCCUCCUGCAGAGCCAGGAGCCUCCGCCUUUCUGGGAGGUACUGGGAGGACAACCAGAGGAGAUCAAGAAGCACGUACCAGAUGACUUCACCCCCGUUAGGCCUAAACUAUACAAGGUGGGCUUGGGUCUGGGCUACCUGGAGCUGCCGCAGAUUAACUACAAGCUGUCGGUCGAGCACAAAGACCACAAGAUCAAACUGGACACUUCGCCCGAGAUGAGACUGGUGCAAACUCUGCUGGACACCAAGUGCGUGUACAUCCUGGACUGCUGGUCCGAUGUGUUCAUCUGGAUCGGGAGGAAGUCUCCACGUCUCGUCCGAGCCGCGGCCUUAAAACUGGGUCAGGAGAUCUGCUCCAUGUUGCACCGGCCCAAACACGCGUGCGUCACCCGUAACCUGGAGGGCACCGAGUGCCAGGUGUUUAAAUCCAAGUUUAAGAACUGGGAUGAUGUGCUGAAGGUGGAUUACACCAGAGCAGCCGAGACGGUGCAUAAGAACGACAACCUACAGGGCAAGGUGAAGAAGGACGCAGAGAAGAAGGACCAGAUGAAAGCUGACCUCACAGCGCUCUUCCUUCCCAGGCAGCCAGCCAUGCCCCUUGCUGAGGCUGAACAACUGAUGGAGGAAUGGAACGAGGAUCUGGAUGGCAUGGAAGGAUUUGUGUUGGAGGGAAAGAAGUUUGCUCGCCUGCCUGAGGAGGAGUUUGGCCACUUCCACACCCAGGACUGCUACGUCUUCCUCUGCAGGUACUGGGUGCCUGUGGAGUACGACGACGAGGAGAAGGAGAAGAAAGAGGGCAGCGGCGGAGUUGAAGGACGAAGAUCAACAGCAGAGGACGACGACGACAAACAGCCCGAGGAGGACUUUCAGUGUGUCGUUUAUUUCUGGCAAGGCAGGCAGGCCUCCAACAUGGGCUGGCUCACCUUCACUUUCUCCCUGCAGAAGAAGUUUGAGAGUCUCUUCCCUGGAAAACUGAAGGUGGUGCGUAUGACCCAGCAGCAGGAAAACCUCAAGUUCCUGUCCCACUUCAAGAGGAAGUUCAUCAUCCACAAAGGGAAGAGGAAACAGAAGACGGAUUCUGCGCAGCCCUCGCUGUACCACAUACGCACCAAUGGCAGCGCACUUUGCAGCAGGACCAUCCAGAUUGGAACAGAUUCCUGCAAUCUCAACUCAGAGUUUUGCUUCAUUCUCAAGGUCCCGUUUGAGAGCACAGACAAUCAGGGCAUCGUUUACACCUGGGUGGGCCGAGCCGCCGACCCCGACGAAGCCAAACUUGCCGAGGACAUCAUGAACUGCAUGUUUGAUGAAACGUACAGCAAACAGGUCAUCAAUGAGGGAGAGGAGCCAGAGAACUUCUUCUGGGUGGGGAUUGGCUCUCAGAAGCCGUACGAUGAAGAUGCAGAUUAUAUGAAACACGCGCGGCUUUUCAGGUGUUCAAAUGAGAAGGGUUACUUUUCAGUGUCGGAGAAGUGCUCCGACUUCUGUCAGGACGACCUGGCCGAUGAUGAUAUCAUGUUGCUGGACAACGGCCAGGAGGUGUACAUGUGGGUCGGUACUCAGACCAGUCAGGUGGAGAUCAAACUCAGCCUCAAAGCCUGCCAGGUUUACAUCCAGCACAUGCGCGCCAAGGACACCGAACACCCCAGGAAGCUGAGACUGGUGCGAAAGGGGAACGAGCCCCACUGCUUCAAUCGCUGCUUCCACGCCUGGGGGGCGUUCAAAACCCCCCCUGCAUAGACAAAACAUGCACACGCAAGUCUCAUACAUGUGUAUCCGCUGGCAAGCCAUUUUCCACCAGGAGGAGGAGGAGGAUGAUGAUGAUGAUGUAUAUGCCCAAUUCCUGCUCAGCGCUGCUUUUUAACAGCCUCUCAACCGACGGGUUAAAAUCCGAGUCCGCCUACAAAAAAAACAAACCGCUCAAGUUUAGCACGAUGUCGCAAUCAGUGAAAACUGCUGUUGUUUCCUUUCUCAAAAAUAUCACUCUUUUUCUACAAGCUUUGUAAGCCGCUCGUCUGACGGCUGUUGUAAAAUGAAAGAAGAGAACUAUGUUUUGAGAUAAAUAAAAAUGUUUACGCUGCACAGAGGCUUUAAAGACACUCGAGGGAGCUGAAUGCCCCGAACACAUGAAUCUUUGCUGCUGCUUUCACUGGGCUUGUGCUGCAUGAUCAAUAUUAUCCCGUGGAGGAGGGGCUAGAAGGGAACUUUGGUAUCCAAAACAUGGACCCUGUUUUCCCCGACACGGUUCCCGUACUGAUGGAACGUGCUGUAGACGUCGGGCGCUCACAGGCCGCAGUUGGUCUGAACUCUGUCCUGAUCAGUUAGAGCAGUAUUGCCGGAUCAAUUUGGGGAAAAAGUUGGUCCUAUUAGUCACUUAGACCCCCCCCCCCCAAAUGACCCUGUGUGCUGGUUACUGCUUAUGCUGCUCAUUUUUAAGAAAGUUUGAAGCAAGUUGAUUUUACAGCUUUUGGGUUCUUCCUUUUUUAAUAUAUAUAUAAUUUAGGGACUAAACAGCACUAUAAUUAGUUUCCUGAAGAAUGUCAGUUUAUACAUAUAUUUUCCUGGCGUGCGGCUUGUACAUCGGUUGGUGUCUUUACGCUGUGCGCCUUCCGAGAAAGAGGCUUGGCCCUUUUCCCAGAGCCGGAUUGGUCCCCGUUCUGACCUCGUCCAACUGGUCCGCGGUUAAGAUGAUCUGGAGCAGAUGUGCUGGUUCCAGUUCUAGUGAGCCGUGUUAGAACAUGCAAUGGGUGGAGUCAACACGAGACCGGGACUGUAUUCAAGUUGUCGACUUUGUAAUUUCCUUCGUUGCUGAAAGGGAGAGCGCAGAGACUGCUGAAUUUCAUGGGAGUUCUUAUGUUCCAUAUGAGAGAUAUAUCUUAGCAAAAAUAGUGACUUCUGGUUCCACUGAUCUCAAAUCUGUCAUUUGAUUGUAUGUUUAGACAACUACUUCUAGAUCAGUGCCUCCAGGGUCAACUUUUAAGUACAGAACCGCUGCUUAUCACGUGACCUUUGUAGUGUUCAAGCAAGAUCCGUCAACGGUUCUCAAAUGGCUCCAUCAACCGUCAUUUGGUUCUUUCAUACUUGAAAUGCACAUGCACACGUCUGAUGGUGUGUUUGAGUCCGAUACAUAGUGUGUGUGUCUAUGCAUAUGUGCACAUGCUCCUGAUGCCGCCUGCAGAUGCUUUAUGUAUUUUGUAUUCAAAUAAAAUGUCACAAUACAUAUUUA
Gasterosteus aculeatus aculeatus (three-spined stickleback) is the source of this 5698-nucleotide messenger RNA. RefSeq names its product FLII actin remodeling protein (gene flii). Lineage: Eukaryota; Metazoa; Chordata; Actinopteri; Perciformes; Gasterosteidae. Gene Ontology annotation, biological process: barbed-end actin filament capping; actin polymerization or depolymerization; actin filament severing. The record is from RefSeq and is a predicted model, not a curated record. Gene Ontology annotation, cellular component: nucleus; actin cytoskeleton; cytoplasm. Gene Ontology annotation, molecular function: phosphatidylinositol-4,5-bisphosphate binding; actin filament binding.